AUGGCUUUCGCCGGCGGCGACAGUGCAUUUUUUCUUAUCGCGGACGGAUCCGACUUCGGCUUGGGAAACUGGGGUUUUUGGGCGAUUACGUUGGGCUACGGGGUUGUGAAAGCACGCAAGGCCAUGACUUGGGGCAGAAAGAAUUUGCACAUAGUUGCUCGAUUGUAUCGACCCAAUAAGACUGGCCAGAGGUAUUGCAAUGAGGUCACUGCUGCUGGGGCUCACUUCUCACUCGGAUCAGAACCCGAGCUCGACUACCAUAGAAUGAAGCGCAUGGAAGGCAAGGGUCAUAGUGCGGUACAUGCCAUGAAGCAAGCUGGAGGAGCACAUGCAAAGUCACUUUCUUGGCCCGUCUGGCGACUGCUUCUCCUUGAUGAACCCAAGGAACCUCCCUUUGUAACCCGAUCUCCAACAUCAACCACAACGCAUGGACGCCUCUCUCGAAUCUUUUCCUUCCCCUCUUCUCCCCGCGGUCCGGCUGUGAAGCUCUCCAUCCACCCGAAUCAGCCCGAUCACUGCCGACCCAGUGGACUUUGCCCUUCGGCUACCAUUCCGCCAAUUUGCAUGUACCUCGGGUGGAUCCCGAGAGGUUCCCCAGGUCCCUCUUUUUACCUCUUCCUCUCCUGGUCUACACAAUCGAAGUCUGCGCAUGCAUCAUUCCUGCCCUUGUCAUGGAUGAUGGGCGCCGGCCAACCCCUCGCUCGACUCGUCUGUGCCGAGCUUGCGACGGCACUCGCCCAGGUCCAAUGCGCCAAACCCCCCGUCGGGAGCUGUCUUCUUCAAUAA
Colletotrichum lupini is the source of this 786-nucleotide messenger RNA. RefSeq lists its product as uncharacterized. The record is from RefSeq and is a predicted model, not a curated record. NCBI's taxonomy places the organism in Eukaryota, Fungi, Ascomycota, Sordariomycetes, Glomerellales, Glomerellaceae. Bases 1 to 786 code for a protein of 261 amino acids. The transcript has 4 exons.